This is a messenger RNA of Cuscuta campestris, 1930 nucleotides long. NCBI's taxonomy places the organism in Eukaryota, Viridiplantae, Streptophyta, Magnoliopsida, Solanales, Convolvulaceae. The record is from the annotation of a GenBank genome assembly.
UGGGAAAGCCCAACCAGAAAUAUCUUUGUCAAGGACUAUACCUUGGACAUAUCUUGGAGUCUAUGGGUAUUGCUUCUAAAGGAAAGAAGUAUGGAGAAAGAUACUGGCUAUACUACUUAUCCUCCAAAGGAGAAAACAGAGCCAGUGCCAGUACCACUGCAGAAGAUAGCUCAUCAGAUAAUGUCCUACUCAUCCAUAUGGCAAAGACUACCAAAAGAAAGCAAGUGGUGUCCCCCUCUCCCUCCAUUGAAGCACCACAGAAUCUUGCCUUGGUAUGUUUGGAAGAAGAAGAAGUCUCUGACCAUGGAGAACUUCAAAGGAAGAAGAAGAGAAAGAUCAACUCUUCAUCAACAUCCAAAGAUGUCGAUUCGGAUGAGUUGAAGGAGAGGGAAACUGCUGAGGAAACCUCUAUUCAAAACCAGAGCCCUCAACAAUUUGAACAAGAAAUCCCUCCAGUCCAAAGCCUUCCAACCUCAUCUCAGCCUCAUACAGAUGACGCUAACAACAAAUUCUGGCAGCUCUACUAUAAUUGGAGAGCUUGGAAAGUUGGAAAUUCAGAAGAGCAACUGUUGGAUUGGGACCAACAGCUGAAGAAUGAAAAGAUUAUCAAGAAAUGCCUAGGAUUACCAGUCAACCACUGCUGUGAAGACAUCUUGGAUGACUACUGGGUAUGGCAAAGGAACAAUGAGGAUCUGCAUCUGGAACACUUGGCCACUACACCAAUUUCAGACUUUGAAGCAGAUGAUGAAGAUACUGCAGUCUACAAGCCAGUCUUCUCAAAAGCCACAGAAGAUCAAAUGGCUCCCACUUCUGAAGAAAUAGCUGUUUUGGAAACAACUGCUGAGGAUUUCCCUAUCUUUACGGAAACCUCACCUGCGUUCGAAAUGGUUCUGACUGAAACUGUUCAAGAGAAGGCAGCCUCUCCCCCACAAGAGCAGAACCAGGAAGCAACUGAAGAAGAAGAAUUUCAGCGACUGAUCCAAUCUCAAGUGCUUGAGAUCCUCACAACUCCUUGUGAGAACUUCAAUCAGACACAACUUGAGAUUCUGGAAAAGUCAGCAGAAAUUCCGGAACAGUUAGCUAUUCCAGAAAUUAUGGAGAAAGAAGUAGAAGUCCAAAGGCACUCUGGAAAAGCUGAGAGGGAAUCUCAGAUGGCAGAAGAGGAGGAGAUAAGUAAAUCAGUAGAAAAGACUCUAGAGAUCAUCUCUCUAUUGAGUAAAACUGUGAGCAAUACGAUGGAAAUAUACACCUCUGACAGUCAACUGCAAUUCAAUGAAUUCAACAAAGUCAAGGAGCAAAUAGCAAAUGUCACAAUUGGUCUGCAAAAACAGAUGUCCCUUCUCCAAAUGGACAUCAGAUCAGCCCUAGCUAUAGCUUCAGCAAAUCAAGUAGUAACCAAAGACUACUUGAAGGUGAUCAUUGACAAUCAAAAGGAAGCAUACAAGCUGUUCAGACUUAUUGGUGCACAUUCUGGGAACCGCAAGAUGGAAGUAAUUCUCCAACAACACAGUCCAUCUCCAAUACCACAGCUCCCUAUUGCAGUCAACGAAGGAGAAGCAUCUUAUGUCCCUUCUCAUCUGCACAUGACUAAUCUGAUCCUUGAAGCACAGCAAAGAAAUCCGGAAAACUCAGCACAGCACCUAUCCAGCUCAGGACUGGAUGGAACAGAAUUUAUAGGUGCAGUGGCUGACCACUUCUCAGAUGCUGCUCAAACAGAGGAAAGGCGUGAAAACCUAAGGCGCAUCAAAGAACUGUGUGGGAACAUGCAGGGCAUCAGUGAAGUUGCCGGAUCUUCAAAACGCAAAAGGAACUGAAGGUUCUUUUCAUCAAACCAGGGGGAAACACAUACAUUUAGGGGGAAUGUAAUUCAGGGGGAACUUACCUAGUUUUGGCUAACAAUUAUUUUUGGCAAUGAAUUAUUGAUAAGCUC